Molecule: messenger RNA, 4783 nt
Organism: Malus domestica (apple)
Lineage: Eukaryota; Viridiplantae; Streptophyta; Magnoliopsida; Rosales; Rosaceae
Source: RefSeq, a predicted model, not a curated record
UAGUUCGACAUCUUCUUCAAAAGUUUCAGACACUCCUCAAGAUUUCAGUCCCACCUUAAAUCCCAGGUUUAUGCAGACAGAAACCUGAGUGUUGUCAACAGAACCCACUUCUCUCUCUCUCUCUCUCUCUCUUCUUUUCCCUAGACAUGGACAACCUUCGCACCUACAGAGACGAAGACGACGAAGAAGACGAACAAUCGAAACCCACAACCGCCGCCGCAAUCUCAACUGCCGAGCCCAUCGAACCACCCGAACCCACCACCGACGACCCCGACACCGAUACCCUAAACCCACCUUCCACCGACCCGCAAAACGGCAGUAAAACCGAAACCGAAGCCUCCGAAUCUCUCUCCGAGUCUAUCAAAUCCCAAGAAAUCGACAACGACGAUGACGACCCGCCUCCCAAGAAGCAAAAGCAGCUCUCUUCCCUAACCGCCGCGCCCUCUCCGGACCAAGAUCAGACCCCACUGCCCCUGCCCAUCUCCAACGGAAGCGCCGCCACCGCCGCUGCCCCAACCGCCCCCAAUUCGAAGAAAUCGAAGAAGAAGAACAACAAUGUGUGGGUCACUAAGUCGACCCGCAAGGGAAAAAAGAAGAGCAAGGCCAAUAACAACAACCACAAUGCCCCCGGGGACGACACCGUCUUCAUCACUCCGGUGACGCGGUUCCCGGACAAAACCGACGACACGCCGGACAUGACAAUCUGCCUCUCGAAGGUUUACAAGGCGGAGAAAGUGGAGGUGAGUGAGGACCGAAUGAGUGCGGGUAGCGCAAAAGGGUACAGAAUGGUUAGGGCCACCAGAGGAGUGGCGGAGGGGGCUUGGUAUUUUGAAAUAAAGGUGGUGAAUUUGGGAGAGAGUGGCCACACAAGGCUUGGCUGGUCCACUGAGAAAGGGGACUUGCAGGCGCCCGUUGGGUAUGAUGGAAAUAGUUUCGGGUACAGGGACAUUGAUGGGAGUAAGGUGCAUAAGGCUUUGAGGGAGAAGUAUGGGGAGGAAGGGUAUAAGGAAGGUGAUGUUAUUGGGUUUUAUAUAAACUUGCCAGAUGGGGGGUCGUACGCCCCGAAGCCGCCCCAUUUGGUUUGGUAUAAGGGUCAGCGGUAUGCUUGUGCCCCUGACGCGAAGGAGGAUCCGCCGAAAGUAGUGCCUGGAAGUGAGAUAUCGUUUUUCAAAAAUGGGGUAUGCCAAGGAGUUGCUUUUAAGGAUCUAUAUGGUGGACGUUACUAUCCUGCUGCUUCAAUGUACACUCUUCCACAUCAACCAAAUUGUGUUGUCAAGUUCAAUUUCGGCCCUGAUUUUGAAUUCUUUCCAGAAGACUUUGAUGGACGUCCAGUGCCCCUGCCCAUGGUUGAAGUUCCUUAUCAUGGGUUUGAAAACCGAGUUGAAAAUGUAGUGUCUGAUGAGAAGAAACAAUAACCAGAACCCAGCACCAUUCAACCCUGUUUGUGUUUUGGAGGUUUCCGACGCAGGAAUGGAAAACCUUCAUGGAUAGCAUAUGAGUUCAACUUUCCUUUGUAAUUUUAGUUGCUGCUAAAAGUACAACUUGAAACUGAAUGAUAAGCAUUAUAUUCUUGACCUUUGUCUGACAAAUUCUAAUGGAAAACAUAAUGAUAUUGCAUAUCCGGACAAUUUCCCGUUUGUUGUGUUUGAUAAAUAUCUCUGUUCUUCGUGCUUGUGUAUUUGAUAAUAUCUCUGUGCUGUUAUGAUGUUCAGAUUCUAGAUCCUUUGGCAUUGGUUUAGUAGUACACUUCUUUCCAAAUUAUCACAGGUUCAAACGUAGCUGUUUCAGUAAUUAUACCUUUGUCUAUGGUUUUAUUUAUUCAUUUGGUCUGUCUUUUGAAAGUUCAUUUUCUUUUAACUUUUAACUGUGCUCUUGCAGUACCUAACAUAGUUCCUAGCAAAAGCUCCAUCUCUGAUUCUCUGCUUCGGUUCUGAAAUUGGUAACUGAUUAGUAUGAGACAUUGAUCUUUACGGUUGGCAUGAGAUGGAAUAUUUGUCAUGCUUAUAUUGUGUUAUCUUUUCGCUAUUUUAGAUCUAAUUGGACGUUUCCUCUUAUGACAGGAGGUUCGUUUGUUGAGCACUGAGCGCUUACUUCAACUGUAUUAUAGAGGCAACUAAAAUAAUGGAUUACAUUCUUUGUUAUACCUCUGUUUGGUCAUAUUUCUUUUAGAAUGAAAGUCUUGCUGUAUUUUCUAGUCGCUCAUGUUGUUGUGGAUUCUCAGGUUGUUGAUUAACGGCUUUCACUUUGUAACAUGAGGAUUGCAGUGCUUUCUCUUGGCAUAACCAAUGGCAGUGCCAACGGUACAUUAAGGGUUAUGUCUAGAGGAUUAGUGAUUUGGGAAUAACUUGAGGGUUCUUGCUUGUUUUCUGCAUUUAUUGCUAAUAUUUUGACCACUCAAUAUAGGCUCUUGUAAAACAAACUUAACCAAUCUAUGCAGUGUUUAGGCACUUAUUCAUAUUCCACUAUUAUUAUUAUUGUCUUUACUAUAUUAUUCGUACUUUUAAACUGUAGGGGUUUAAAUAUAUGAUGUUUUUUUUUUGUGUAACCAAUGAAACAGCCUCUUUGCAAAAGCAAGGGUAAGGUUGCGUACCAUAGAUGUUCCCCCAGACCCCACAAAGCGGGGAACCUUGUUGGCUUGGGGUGGCCCUUUUUAUGUCUUUACUAUGUAAAAUUUAAGAUGUUAAAUAUGCUUGUGGAAGGAAUUUGGAGAUUUGGGGUAAAAUAGCAAUCGCACCUAACAUUUUGUUUUUGAAUAUUAGGUUUGCAGAUUUCAUGACAUUGUGUUUAUGCUUAAAUGAAGACAUCAAGACUUCGGAGAUUUGAGAAGGUGCAAUAACGACUCAAGAGCGUUAAAAUUAGAGAAAGCAGGUGAUUACUCACGCUGCAGUUUGAGGCCGAGUCUCCGGAGUGUAGAUGUUUCUGUUUCCCGUUUGUGCUGCUUUUGCUUACGAUUGAUUGAUCAACAGGAAACUAGCUUGGUUGUAAUUAGUUUAAUUGAUUCUACAUCCCUGAGUUCUAUAUACCUCCGAUGAGUCAAGGACGAUGUGUAUAAUGUCCAACUCGCAAUUUUUUCUACUUGCCAGUCGCCAUUAUGGUUGCAAGUAGGCUCCCCGAGCGUGGUUUCAUCAGUUGUAUAGUUUUCCAACAAACAGCAGUAUUGUUGCUGUUUGCAGGUGAUAUUAUUCUGACUGCAUAUUGCUCAGCUCUCUACUUCUUUAUUAAUCUCUUCUCUUGUACCCUUUCAAAUUUCCGGUCCGGCCUUUGAGUUGUCUUCGUUGAGCCUAGUCUUCAUCUAUUCCAGACCCAGUAAACCGUUGAUUUUCGUCAAAGUUCCGUGCAGAGUGAUGAAAAUAUGUAGUAGUAAGUAGUACUAAGCAUUCUUUAGAGGGGAUCUGCUUACUAUUAUGCAUUCUUAGACGCUGACUUGGUUACAUGCCGAGACAUGUCGAGGUUCUACCUCUGGUUUCUGUGUUUUCUUAGGCCCCAACCUUAUUUUUUGGAGUUACAGGAAACAAGAUGCUUUCUGUUGGCCUGAGUCUGGAGUUUGCCUUUAGCCUGCUGCACACACAUGUUCUAUGUGCUGAGACAAUUGUGGAAUAUGUGUGUGAUCCGCGAGCCCCAUGUUUUUUAUUACCACGCCCAUUACGCUAUACUGUUGCAAUCUUACACUACACGGCCUCCAACUCUGUUUUCCAUUUUCGCAACAUGCCAAAGGAGGAGUUGAAACGGGCUCACUGGCACCGAGGCAUCCCAACCUUACACAUGAUCUCGUAUUAGUAACUGGAAUGCCCCAGUCACAGUGAACCUGUCUCAUGGAACUUCGUAUUUUGUAAGUCCUAAGUCAUACUGCAGAAUAUAAAAGGAACUACAAGGUUGAGGCAGGUGUUGCUCUCAGCAAGUGCUACAGAAUGAAAAACUGUGGAUGGCGUUUCUGUUGCUGCUUCUAGUGCAGUGGAGAGUUGAGACCCUCUUGAAAAGCCAGGGGAUGGAGAGGUUGGUGCCUCUUGGAAGGGAAUGGUAUCUCUUUCCUGAACGAAGGCCGCUUCUUGAGAUGCUUUAGAGUAUGCUUGGCAUAAUAUGUUUGGAAGUAAGGCGAAGCUCUCUCUUUGAACUUAAGGAUGAUGAAGAAGAAGAUUCUAAAAGACACAACAAGGGUUACAACAGCGGCCAAGUCCCACCACUUCGAGUGAUCCAGUUUAAAGCCGGCAAUGUUUGUGAGGAUAUACUCGCCUUUCAGCUUCGGGCCAUUUGGUACAAUAGGAUCAAAUUCACGGCCAACCAGUGCGUUCUUAUAUUCUCCCUGCAUAUAUCGGUAUAACAGUGGAUAUCGCCAAACCGGUUUGGGGAUGUCAGGCGGCAAGCGGAAGAAUCCGGCAGUCAUCAUCAUGAUUCCCUAGACAAACACGGAAGGAUGGGAAGCCUCCGAUGGACAGGAAAGUCAUGAAGCCGGAAAUAAAUCCAGCACAAGCUCCUCUUGCCAAUAUUGAAUUCAGAUUUGUCCCAAGAUUGAAGAAUAUCGUACCGACACACACAGAUAACAGCAGGUUGCUUGGCUCCCACUCCAUUUUUCUACCGUCAGUCCUUCCUGUAAAACAAGUUUCUUAUUAAUUAACUGUCAUGUAAAAUUAGUAACAUAGAUUUCCUUGCAUCCUUACCAUCGAUGAAAUUUGUCGAAUCCUAGCUCUUGUCCUCGACGCAUACUCAGAACUCUUGUACUUCUCGACAAGCAUAGCUUUUAUCUCUGCUGUUGCUAAGUUCAGUAAAGGUUCUGAUGAUUUUGGGA